AUGACUGCGCCGCAAGACAAUGACAGGACUAUUACUCUGGCCGCUUCGCCGUCGACGUUCGGGAAUGCUCGGCCAUCGACAGCCAUGGAGAUCGCAGCAAGCAGUAUCGCCUUCGUUCAGGCUGGGGUCGGCACGGGAAAGGCCAUCGUCAGAGCCAUUCGAAUGUGGGAGCAGGUCAAGCAGCUCCCCAACGACCUCAGAGCCCGACUCAAGAGGCUGGAAUCCCUCGAGCCCAUGCUGCGUCAUAUCGAAUCCGACUUUGCAAAGUACCCGGAACUACGCUUUCACCCAACCGCCCAGCAAUGUCUCGCCUAUGCGAUGGAAGUCGAAGCUACCAUGAAGUCUCACGUAGAGAAACUCGAGGGGAAGAUCCAGAGGCCUAGCAGCAACUUUAGAAAGCGGGUCAACUCGUUGAAGAUCAUAACGCUGAAGAAAGAGGAGAUUUCCAUGCUGGAGAGUGAGCUUGCUUGGGCCAUGGAAUCUUUGCAGCUUGCCAUCACUUACUUCCACAUGCAAACCUCGGAUCGAAUCAGAGAGUAUAGCAUAGCGUGCCAGGAGGAUGUGGUGAAAAAGACGGCGCAAGCUGUCGCCAAUAUGAUCAAGAUUCGGGAGGAAGUAGACACCAAAGUCGUUGACGCAGGGUCUGAAAAGGUGCUUCCUGCGCCCCCAAAGCGAAAACCAACCAUGGUCAUGAAAUCUGGAGCAUUUGGGCGAUACUCAUUCCAACGCUCCAGGAGCAACGACGGAUGGACCGCUUCAUUGCAGAUACCGUGGUCUCAAUCAGACUCAUCUGCAGUCUUUGAGACUGUUAAAAAUGGAGAUCUAAGGCGGCUGGUAAACCUUUUCAAGACGGGUGAAGCAACCCCAUUCGAUAGGAACGAAUCCGAUGUCAUCGUACGAUCUCGAACCAAUUUCAAACGGAAAGAUGAUGCCAACCACCGGGCCAUCGUUUCCCUUUUCCGCAAUGCCGCCCAAAGCACCCUCACACUAACCCUCGAACGCCUGUUUACCUUCAUGGCGGAGUACACCUACGGCGAUGAGUACAUCCGAGUAUACUAUUUCAAAUUUCUCACCGAUUACCAAACGCGCUUCUCUUUGAGCGACCGUCUCGAGGCAGUGAGGCUUGCCGCUUUCAUCGUGCGCGAGGAUACAACGUAUCUCAAUCUCCUAUCCUCCGAUCACACCAUAUCACCAAGCGAUGUUGAGAAGAGCGACGAAUACGGCUUCUCGCUGUUGCAUUCCGCAGCAAUAGCCACCGGGAUAAGACUCGCGGACGAACUGCAGUUUGACCGGCGGAUCUUACGGCAGCGCACUUACACAUCGGCCUGGAGUGACGUUAUCAUCAAGACCUUACGAAGCUUGCCCAACACAAUGAGUCUAUGUCACGUCGAGACUGUCGUCCCGUGGGAUUGGUUCGUCGUACCUGUCUGGAAAGCUACUCCCUUAAUAUCCCUUCUCGGUGGCGCCUUAUGCCGAGUAUCGCCUCACUUACCUUUGGAAGAAUGGGACGAUGUGUUCCAAGCUGUACUCAAACAAUGGCUCCGAGACCUAGUAUCUGCGGGCGUUGAUCUACUUACGUACGGGGAGCAAGAAUCUGAGACAAUGAGGACCGCACAUCCUGAAGUGAAGGGGGCUUUUGACAGCGAUGCCAUCAACCUUUCCCGCAAAGUGGUCAGGAAUCCGCUACAAGCGUGUAGUGAGCCCGGGUGGAUGACGAAGGUGGAAAGAGCCUUUGAUAGGAGUGAUCGAUACUGGAAACCAGUGCGGAUCAUCAGUCUCGACUACGGUCCAGACGUCGAUGAUUGGAGGGUUCACUGGGUCGUUGAGGUCGAGGCGUUUGCUGGCGGACAGGAGCUCACCCCGCGUCUUCGUCAUCCUCGUGCACCCCAAGGUUCCAAGCUCCCAAGUCGUCCCAGUGCGGGGCAGAUCGGCUCACUUCAACCUCUCCUAGCUCCAGCCUUAUCCAAAGACACAAGAUCCGGCAUCACUCAUCAAGCCCGCCAAUUAUCCGUCUCGAUCUCUGCUCUGAUUCUCUCGUGCCCUGCUAGCCACGGCAGCUUAUCUAAAGCUAUGGCGUCCGGAGACACCCGCCCGCCGGGCAAACAGGGAGAGUGGUACUUGGGCGACCCUUCAAGUCUGAGAGAGCAGCUCGAUGACUUUCUCUCCGACGUGCCCGAUCAGAUAGAGGAUAAUGGCUUGCCUGUCCCUGGCGCUCGAGUCAUCAUUGCCCCCCAUGCCGGCUACACAUACUCAGGUGCUACGGCAGCCUGGGCGUAUAAGGCUCUCGACCUCAGCAAAGCCAAACGCGUAUUCCUUCUUGGACCCUCUCAUACCUUCUACCUCGCAGGCUGCGCAGUCAGCACAUAUCAGAACUACGGAACACCAUGGGGAGAUCUCAAGGUGGACGAGGAAGUCACGGGCCGUCUCAUCGACGAGCGCGAAAUCCCCGGUAUCCCGAGAUCCAACGAUAGAAAGGAACACUCGCUAGAGAUGCACUUGCCGUACCUUUGGGUCCGCCUAGAGCAGACAUUCGGUUCGCCCGAGAAUUUCCCGCCCGUCGUACCGAUCCUCAUCGGCGAUAACAACAAGGCCGAAGAGAAGGAGGUGGGCAAGUGGCUCGCCGAGUACAUCAAGGACCCCGAGAACGCCUUCAUCGUCAGCUCCGACUUUUGUCACUGGGGUGGACACUUCGACUACACAAUCUACUGUCCAGACGGGACGCUCGAUAGCAAGGAGAGGCUCUACGAGUAUGGCCCCAAGCCCGACGGACCGCCUAUCCACGAGACUAUCAAGAUGGUGGAUGACCUGGCGAUCGAGGCCAUAAAGACGGGAAAACACAGCAGCUUCUACGACAACCUCAAGCAGACCAAGAACACGGUGUGCGGAAGACACCCGAUCGGAGUGACAAUGGCGGCGCUCGAAGAGCUGGGCGACCACCGGUUCACGUUCAUCCAAUACAAUCGCAGCACCCUCGUGACGCGCCCGAGGGACUCCAGCGUGAGCUACGUUUCGGCUUACGCAGUGGUAUGA
This is a messenger RNA of Colletotrichum tamarilloi, 3030 nucleotides long. RefSeq lists its product as uncharacterized. The record is from RefSeq and is a predicted model, not a curated record. Bases 1 to 3030 code for a protein of 1009 amino acids. The transcript is spliced from 7 exons. Lineage: Eukaryota; Fungi; Ascomycota; Sordariomycetes; Glomerellales; Glomerellaceae.